This is a messenger RNA of Pieris rapae (cabbage white), 4646 nucleotides long. RefSeq lists its product as uncharacterized. Gene Ontology annotation, biological process: regulation of DNA-templated transcription. Gene Ontology annotation, molecular function: DNA-binding transcription factor activity, RNA polymerase II-specific; zinc ion binding; RNA polymerase II cis-regulatory region sequence-specific DNA binding. The transcript has 26 exons. Lineage: Eukaryota; Metazoa; Arthropoda; Insecta; Lepidoptera; Pieridae. Gene Ontology annotation, cellular component: nucleus. Bases 186 to 4118 code for a protein of 1310 amino acids. The record is from RefSeq and is a predicted model, not a curated record.
GAACGACUAAUUUAUUUAAAAUACAUCACAGAUACAAAUAGACCACAGAUACAAUAGACCACAGUAAUACACUUUGACACAACCAUCACUAGGUGGCGCCACUUGUACCAUUUCUAUAUUUUGAUACUUUCAACAAAAUUAAUAAUUAUAUUAGAUUUUGUAUAGUAUAUACUAUUUACAAGGCCAUGGCAACCAUUAAAUAUUGCAGAAUUUGCCUACAAAUCAAUGUUAAAGUUUUUGUUAUGGAAUCUAACUCUCUAGAACAUUACUAUGAAAUAUUAACUGGAAACAGUGUCAAGAAGCCUGAAUUAUCAAAAUAUGCUUGCUUUGAGUGUGCAGCUUUACUGAAAAAGUUUUAUAUAUUUAAACAAAGGGGACUGCAGAGUCAAUUCAUAUUGGAAAAUAUUCUUAGAAAUUCUGGUGAGAUUACAGAUGAUGACAUUAUUCAGAUAGAUAGAAAAUCUCUACUGUUAGGUUCAAAUCUAAGUAAAAGUGAUCUUCAAUUAAAGUAUAGUGAUGGAAACUCAACCUAUACAGAUGAUAAAAUUGAAAAUAAUGUAUUAAUAGAUGAGCUGGACUUUGAUUGGCCCAGUGAUGAAGAAUUGCAAAAAUUUAAGACUGAAAUAGAGAUUCCUGUUAAAGAUGAACAAAAGCAGGAAGUUCCAAUAGCAUUAAAGGAUAAGACACAAAAAAAGAUAAAAAUACAAAAACAGAAGGUUAAAAAGAAAAUAAAUAAAAGAAAAGAGAAGAAAAGUAAUCUGGUUAAGAAAAGAACGCCUGCUGCAGUAGAUUGUAUUGAUAAUGAAAGUUUUGCAAAACAUUUUGCAACUAUCCAUUUAACGACAGAAGAGCAAUUUGAGGAGGUAAGAAAGCGCAAAGAGUCAAAGAACUAUAGAAACUCAUUUUACAAGUGUGACAUUUGUUAUAAAGGAUUCAUACAUACAAAAGCCUGGGAAACACACAAUAAACAACAUCAAGAGGGUAAAGUGCAGUGUGAUAUAUGCAAAAUGCGUUUUCGGACUAAGCACAGUUUGCAGGUACACAUUCAAUUCCACAGCACAAAAUACCGCUGCAGAAAUUGCCCCUACGUAACACUCGGCAAAAAUCACGCCAAAUUGCAUAUCCUUUGGCACAGAGGUCAUACAUACAUUUGUGACCAUUGUGGAGAGAAGUUUAGUAAUCGUAACGCAUACCUAACUCACGUGCGUUUAAAACAUCGUUCGGACUGGGUUUGUGGUUUCUGCGCUUCCACUUUUGUGUCGCAACUUGGUCUGAUGCAACAUAAAAGUUAUCACCAUGCGAGUCAUGAUGAAAAAACAGAAAUAGAUGAGAAUCCAGAUGCGCCCCACUGUGCCGAAUGUAAUAUGAAGUUCGCGAAUACGGAGGCGUUCAAGAAGCAUUUCCUCACAGCGAGAAAACACGAAGAAACUGCACAGACAAUUAUCGGUUGUCGGGAAUGUGGCGAGACAUUUGCGAGUAAGGAAGAACGUCGCCAACACGCCCAUAUUCAUCAAUCGCGGUACGCCGGCGGCUAUCGGCCGAGUGCGCCGCCCGCGCCUACCCGUUACCCACGAUUGAAGACUGACGACCCGGAACCUGAUAACGGGCCUACGGUCUGGCCUAAUAAGUGUCCUCUGUGUUCCGAGAUGAUAGCGAGUGCCCGCAGUUUGUCGGCUCAUUUUCGCACGGCGCAUCCACACGACGAAUACGUCAAGGAGAAGCCGCAUGUGUGUCACGUUUGCGGGUCGCGGCUACAGACUAAAUACAGCCUCGAGGCACACAUGUUGAGCCAUCUUAAAGAAAAGCCGUUCAAAUGCAGUCAAUGCGGGCGCGGAUUCAACAGUGCGGGAUGUCGUGCUAGUCACGAGAACACCGUGCACUCGGAUUUGCGACCGCACCAAUGUUCCCUCUGCCAUAGAGCUUUUAAGAAGAAGGCUACGUUGAAGGCACAUUUUAUGACGCACACUGGCGAGAAACCCUACCGGUGUGAGAUCUGUGGUCACGCGUUCACUCAAUCCAACAGCUGCAAGAGCCACAUAAGGAAAGUGCAUGGAGAACAACCGCCCCGAAUACUUACUAGGACAAGGCAUACAUAUUGUAUGUUUUUAAUUAUCUUUUUUUUUAUUUGUCUAAUGGUGUUAAAAAUGGCAACCGUAAAGGCUUGUCGAGUUUGCUUAGAAAUGCAUGUAAAGCUUUUUAAAAUGUCUUCAAAUACUUUAGAACGCUACUACGAAUUACUGACUGGAACAAGCGACGUAAAGACGCUUGGACUUCCUGAAUAUGUGUGCUAUGCUUGUGCUGCACAAAUGGUUAAGUUUUACUUAUUCAGGCAGAAGAGUUUACGAGGGCAAACAGUAUUGCAAGGGAUACUUAAAAGUAGAGGGAAGAUCACUGAAAAAGAUGUAAGGCAAGUAGAUAAAAACAGCCUUAUUCUUACGUCUAAUCUUAGUAUUCAAAAAGCCAUGUAUGUUAGCAUAAGUGCAGAUUCUACUAUAAAUGAAGAUGUUUAUAUGAAGAUUGAAGAUAAUCAAUUAGAUAAAUUAGAACAAUAUGAUGAAGAUUCAUAUAAUGACAAUGAUUUUGAUUGGCCAAGUGAUGAGGAAAAUCACAAGAACAAAAUUAAAAAGGAAAUGGUUGAUGUUUCUGUAACUGUCAAAAGGGAGAAAGAAGAAAAGACUGAUGAUAUACCUCUAGCUAGAUUGAAGAAAGCAAAGAAAAGUAAAAGAAAGAAAGUCGAGACUCCCAAAAAGCGUCGCGGGAGACCAAUGCACGCGCUAAGACGUAACACCAAUCUUCCAGAGGAUGCUGUAACCCCAGAAGACUUCCACAGAUAUGUCAAUGUGGUUAACUUGACGAUAGCGGAACAAAUGGAGGAAAUUAGUAAACGCCGAGAGUCAAAGAACUAUCAAAAUGCCACAUUCAGAUGUGAGUUAUGCUUUAAAGGUUUCCUGGAUUCACGAACCUGGCAAAAUCACAAUAAAAAUCAUGUUGAGGGUCUUGUGGAGUGUGACAUUUGCAAGUUACGUUUCAAGGACAAGUAUAUAGUGGGCAAACACCUUAGACGACAUGGUACCAAGUAUCAUUGCAAACAGUGUCCCUAUGUCUCUACUGCUGUGCAUCAAGCAAAACAGCAUAUACUAUGGCAUCGCGGUGUUACUUACAGCUGUGAAUAUUGCGAAGAAGUCUUUACUCAAUGGAUGUCGUACAUGACACACGUUCGUCUAAAGCAUCCAUCAGACGUGGUGUGCGGUUUUUGUGGGUUCACCUUCAUUUCGAAGUUGGGCCUUCACCAGCACAAGUCCCUUAUGCACCGAGAUCAAGAUGAGAAAAGAGAUAUAGAAGAUAAUACCGAGGCCCCGUAUUGUGCGCUGUGCGGUGUGAAGUUCGCAUCGAAUGAAGCGUACAGCCGACACAUGGUCACUGCGCGGAAACAUGUGGAGACCAAUGAAAAUAAAAAUGGGUGUCGUCACUGUGGCGUGUCUUUCAAAACAGCAGACGAGUUACGUGCACAUGUGCGUACGUCACACGAUCGUCGGCCAUGGACGCGUUCCGACGGAUCCAAGAAAAAUGACUCUAGGAAAUAUCCGAUGCAGUGUCCGCAUUGUCCACAACAAAUACCUAAUGCGCGCUCGUUUUUCUGGCAUUUUAGAAAAAUUCAUCCUGAUAUUGAGUAUCCUAUAGAAAAGGGACAUGUUUGUGAAAUAUGCGGUAAAGCAUUUACGAAAAACGCCCUCUUAUCAUACCACAAGUUAACGCACUCGGGCGAGCGUGCUUUUAAAUGCGGUCAAUGUGGUAAGGCCUUCCACAUACGAAGGAAUCUCUUAUUACACGCGGCUGUACAUUCCGAACAGAGGCCUCAUGUUUGCACUGUGUGUGGGAUGAGGUUUAAAGUCAAGACUGUAUUAGAUAGACAUUAUAGGGUGCACACCGGUGAAAAGCCCUAUCAAUGCGACGUAUGUGGUAAAUCGUUCACUCAGUCAAACAGCUGUCAACUACACGUGCGUACAGUACACCUUAAGCAGCCUGCGCCGUAUGUCAGUCGCGCGCGCAGAGAACGACAGAAUAAGGCGCUUGCUCAGCCAAAUCAGUUACUGAUGCCGAAUAAUAUGGUGAACUAAUAAUAAAUAUUAAUAAAUUAAAAUACGUUUAUUUUGGAACAUAAGAUCAUCUAGGUAUCACUUAUUCCACGUCAAUCAAUUCGAACUGUAGUGACAUAAGGUAGUCUAUAGAGUAAUAUGUCCUGUUAACGGUCUGUAUCGAUUUUAUUGGUAAUAUAACGGUCAUGUAGUUACAUUGCGCUUUUAUUAUGAAAUAUAAUAAGCAGCUAAAAUAAAGAUGAAUCAUCUUUUUACCAAUUUCAUUUUUAUACAUAAACCAUAAUAAGGUACGUUUAUAUAUAUAUUUCGUCUAGAUAUGAGUACAAUGUAACCAUGGAAAUAAACUUUUUUAAUACAGCAAUUUAAAGAAUAUAUAUUUUCGAUAUAAAUUCAUGAAUGUUUUUUUCAUGUUCAUCUAAGGUAGGUAAAUAUUUUCUAUAUAAUUAAUUAGAAUCUAAAAUUGAUGCUAUUAGUUAAAGUAGUAAUUAAAAGUGACAUAAUAAUUGUAUUAUAUUAUUUAAUUCACUGUACAGUAUUAUGAUAUAUUAG